This is a messenger RNA of Symbiodinium pilosum, 1080 nucleotides long. NCBI's taxonomy places the organism in Eukaryota, Dinophyceae, Suessiales, Symbiodiniaceae. The record is from the annotation of a GenBank genome assembly.
AUGGCUGCUGCUGACCAGGCGCCAGAGCAAAAGGCUCACGGCUCCAACAAGGUGACUCGGGCUUUCGAGCUAGAGCUAGAUUCCGAUCCACCUUUUGAGGUGGGAGCCAGUCCUGUGGAGGAAAGUCCAUGUGGCGGACAGGAAAUCGUGAUCCAGAACAAGCGCCAGAUGUGCAAGGCCUUCUUCUUCACCGACUGGUGCGCCAAGGGCAGCAUGUGCCCGUUUGCGCACAGCGCUGAAGAGCGGAUUGAAGAGUUGAAUCAGGCUUUGCCGUACAAAGCCACCUUGUGCCGCUUCUUCAUGGCAGAAGGCUUCUGUGGUAAAGGGGACUCGUGCGAAUUCGCCCACAGCGACGAUGAGCUGGCCGGAAAUGUUGACCAGAAGUCCAAGAUGGGACUCUGCAAGUUCCACCUGGGCGAUGGCUUCUGCGGGAAGGGACGCUUCUGCAGGUAUGCCCACAGCGCAGAGGAGCUGAGCCGUCUCGCUUUGCUGAAGUACAAGACCCGCCUUUGCCAAAAGCAUUUCCUGCACGGCUCUUGCUCCCAUGGCGCAUGGUGCACCUUCGCGCACACGUCUGAAGAGCAGAGGCCAGACAUCAUGGACAAGGUCCUGCCAAUGCGCCAUGUCUUGUGCGCGCGUUUCUGCAGCGGCUUCUGCUUCAAGGGCUCCUUCUGCGAGUUUGCCCACCAAAAACGAGAGGUGUCGGCGCUUCAGCUGGAGCCAGUAUCCGCUCAGGAAGCUGAGCAUACGGCCCUCUUGUCUGAGUCUUCUGGCAAAGACUACUUGGAGGCCUGCUCGGAUGCGGAAACAAUAGACACUCACAGUGACUUCUCACGGUCACCAUCAGAGGACCCCCCUUGCCCGCCCCGCGAGUGGACCUGUGACACUGUGGCCGAGUGGAUGACUUAUACCGAGCAGGGAAAGUUCAGCAGGUACGCUGACGCCUGCCGCCAGAAUGCUGUUGAUGGGCAGAAGCUUGAGGGUAUGACCGUGCAGGAUCUCAAGGACAUCCUGGAUGUGAAGCUGCUCGGUCCUCGGAAGGCUCUGGCCACAGCCAUCGAUCGACUCUUCGCGCAGUAG